Auanema sp. JU1783 is the source of this 1461-nucleotide messenger RNA. The record is from the annotation of a GenBank genome assembly. Lineage: Eukaryota; Metazoa; Nematoda; Chromadorea; Rhabditida; Rhabditidae.
AUGGUGGAUGAAGGAAGAAGAACAUUUGGAAGUCUUGCUACUCCAGAAGCUGUGCAAGCAAUUCGAGCGACCACUGAUUAUGCCUCAGAUGCCAAAUCUGAGCGUAUGGCUAUAGACCCAAUACAUGGUCAACAGGAUGCUCAAGUUCUCGCUGAGUUCGAAAGAAGAAGGAAAGCAAGAACUCUUACUCUGCCAACUGAUGAUGUGCAGGUUAAACUGCGUCUCCGAAGAUUGAAUCAGCCCAUUUGCCUUUUCGGAGAAGAUAUUCUUGAUAGACGCGAACGACUGAGAGCUAUUCUUUCAACCUUAUCAGAAGAUCAGGUCACGGCUAUAUUACACACAGAUGAAGCAUAUGUUGAAAAACCUGAUGAAGAAACAACAACGUGGUAUCAUAGAGGCCCCCCAUCCUUGCGAGCUGCUAGAGUAGCCAUAGCUGAUUUUUCUUUGCGGAGAGCGAAAGCAAGGUUGGAAUCGGCGCGCGAAGAGCUAACUAAGCCUUCUCAUGAAAAAGCUUUGGCUCGUCAAGAAGCCCAUAAAUGGGUGCAGCAGUUGAACUUACAUGCUUCGCAAGUUGCUGACAAUAGACCAGUUGCGUUUUGUGAAUUCUCACCGGAUUCAGAGCACAUAGUUACGGCAGGGUGGUCAGGUCAACCAUGUUUAUGGAAAAGGGAAACAUGCGCCCCAGUGAUGAGAUAUACCGGUCAUCAAUCGCAAUGUGGUUGUGCACGUUUUCAUCCCGGAGCGUUUGUUGCAAAUGAUCCAUCAACUUUGAAUGUAGCGUCCAGUGGUCAUGAUGGAACUGUUUAUUUGUGGUCACUGGACCAGGAGACCCCGUUAGCUCAACUUGAGUCUCAUCCUGCACGUGUAUCUAGAAUAGCUUUUCAUCCAAACGGUCGGCAUUUGGCCACAGCUUGCUUUGACAGCUCAUGGAGAAUGUUCGAUGUGGAGACUGGAGAAGAUCUCUUGUUCCAAGAAGGGCACGCCAAGUCCGUGUCCGAUGUAGCAUUCCAAUGCGAUGGAUCUGUCGCUCUAACAGCUGGCCAUGAUUGUUACGGACGUGUCUGGGAUAUGCGAACCGGGAGAUGUAUUAUGUUCCUAGAUGGGCAUACGAAAGAGAUUCAUGCUGUUGAAUGGAUGCCUAAUGGAUAUGAAAUGGUAACAGGUAGCGCGGAUAAUUCUCUCAAGAUUUGGGAUUUGCGCAUGAGGAAAUGUACAUAUACAAUGCCAGCACAUACCAGCGUAGUAUCCAGAGUUCGUGCAGACAGUAAAGGACAGUACAUCAUAUCCAGCAGUUUUGAUUGUACCUUGAAGUUGUGGUCCGCUACAGGAUGGCAGCCUCUUCGUCAAUUGCAAGGACAUGAUACGAAAAUUAUGUGUGUUGACAUUAGUCCAGAUGGCAAAUGGAUCAUCUCUGCCGCCUUCGAUCGCACUUUCAAGAUUUGGUGUCAAUCAGAAUAUUGA